AAACAUAUCAUAUAAGUAUUUAUAUAAGUUCUCUAAAAAUUUCCUAAACAAAAAUUUUCAUUGCUGCCAUGAAACUACCAAUUCCAAACAAAGUAUUGAAACUAUGGGAUGCAUGGCAUCUCAGGGGUUGUAUCAUCUUAAGCCUUUUCACACAAGCUUUCUUAGUGUCAUUUUCAUCCCACCGAAGACAUUCAAAAUCCACAUUUUUGCUCUUCUUAAUUUGGUCAGCAUACUUACUUGCAGAUUGGAUUGCAGCCGUAGCCAUUGGUGCAAUCAUCAAAAGCCAAGGUGACCUAUGUGAUCCACUCAAAGAAGAUAACAAAGACGAUCUCUUGUCCUUCUGGGCUUCCUUUCUUUUGCUUCAUCUCGGCGGUCCUGACACCAUUACCUCGUUUGCCCUCGAGGACAACGAGUUCUGGCUCAGACACAUUUUCGGCCUUGCUUUACAAGGCCUUGCAGCUGCUUACAGCAUCUUUUUAACUCUCCCAACAACCAAGCUUUGGCUCCCAGCAACCUUAGUCUUGGUUGUUGGGAUUGUCAAGUAUUGCGAGAGAGUUUACGCUCUUUAUCUCGCAAGCUUAGACCGUGUUGCGAGCAUUAAAGACAAAAUUAGUACACAAAACACAAGAACAACACUAACUACCACCUCUUCAAGCCACAUUGAAAUGCUAGAGCUAGCUUACAAAACCUACCAAAUCUUCAAAGGACCACUCCUUGGUAGAUUCUACAUUCGAAAUCCUCCCCCGUCUUUGGGAUCAGUAAACCACAUUACGGCUUUUAAGUUUAUAGAGUACGAGCUGAGCAUCAUGUAUGAGGUUCUUCACACAAAGUUAGUUGUUGUUAGUCGAAAAAUCGGGUACAUCUUUCGAUUCAUUGGCUUCUGCUUCAUUCUCACCGCUUUCAUUUUGUUCAUUCUUGUUGAGAACAAAGGAUUGGAGUUGCCCAAGUUCGAUAUAGUUCUUACUUAUGCUUUGCUUACUGGAGCCAUUGUUCUUGAUUCGAUCUCAGCCUUACAGCUCGUGUGUUCGGAUUGGAGUCUCGGCGGUUUGGAAGGGAAGUGGAAGAGUUACAUCCCUUUGGUAAUUGUAAAAAGACAGAGGUGGUCCAAUUCUGUUUCACAAUAUAAUUUGAUAAGUUACUGCCUUGAUGGGAAUACAAUGUGUCCACUCAACAAGUUUGAUCAUAAUAUUUUUGACAAGAUCAAAAUCAUGAGGUUUUCCUCAUCGCAUAAGGUCCAUCAAGAUACAUUGGCUUAUAUUUUUAAUCAUGCAAAAUCCAAAUCUGACAGUGCAUACAAUUCAGACACUGCAAUUUUUGGUGCACUUUUGUUUAGAGGUCACCAAACAACUUGGGAUUAUCCCAAGCUCGAAUGGAGCAUUAAGAAUUUUGAAUUUGCUGAAAGUCUUCUUUUGUGGCAUUUAGCCACUGAGCUAAUAUGUUGCUCUUCAAGAGAAAGUGUCAAAAUUGGCAAGAUUAUUUCAGAUUACAUGUUUUAUCUUAUGAUAAUGCAACCUUUGAUGUUGUCUUCAGUUUUGGGGAGCAAUUGGAAAGUGGGGUUUCAGGAUACUGUGGCAGCCACCAAGAGAUUUUUGGCCAAGAACAAGAUGAUUUCAGUGGAAACUAAAUUGAUAAGGAGAAGUGAUGUUGAUGAUGAGAGUAAAUCUGUGUUGUUUGAUGCAUAUAAGUUGGCUACAGAGUUGAGAGAAAUGGAUGACCAUAUGUGGGAAGCAAUGGAUCAAAUGUGGGUGGAAAUUAUGUGUUACACAGCUGCUAAGUGUAAGCCAAUUGUACAUGCACAACAACUUGGCAAGGGUGGUGAGCUUUUGACUCUCACUUGGUUACUUCUCAAUCAUUUUGGCUUGGGAUUUCAGUUUUUCUUGUAAGAGGAGGGCAUGUUAUUGUUGUUUCAAUGUCACUGUAACUUUGAAAUUAUUUCUAGUUUUAUUUAAGAAGUAUUCAAAAUAAUAAAGAAAGAAUUUCAUGGUG
Cannabis sativa is the source of this 1986-nucleotide messenger RNA. RefSeq lists its product as uncharacterized. The transcript has a single exon. The record is from RefSeq and is a predicted model, not a curated record. Bases 69 to 1883 code for a protein of 604 amino acids. NCBI's taxonomy places the organism in Eukaryota, Viridiplantae, Streptophyta, Magnoliopsida, Rosales, Cannabaceae.